UACAUGGAGAUCUUGCCGGGAAAACCCGCUCGCUCCCCUCCCGGCGACCAGCUCCGGAGCACCGCCGCCGCCCGGGAGCGCCCUUCGCCGCCGCCGCGCCGGGCCCCUCGCCAGCCCCAGCCGCCGCCUGCGCGCCCCGGGGCGCCCGCUGCGCCCCAGGUCCGUCCCCCGCAAGACGGAGAGGAUCCGCGGACAUGGAUGCGCUGAGACCGCUCUGAAAAGCCUCCGCGGGAGCGCCGGGAGCGAGGCCACGUUCCUCGCAGCCAAAAUCACAUUUAAGGACCACAACCACCACCUCCAACAUUUUCAUUAAAACAAUAAGCGCCCGAGAACCCCGACGAGCCGGUGGGGGAGGGGCGGGGCGGGGCGGGGAGGGUCGCCCCGAGGCCGCCGCCGAGCGCGCCGUCCGCCCCGCCGCCUCCCUGCGGAGCCGGGCCGGCGCCUCCAGCCACGGCUCGGACUCUCGCCGGGACCCGCCGCCCGCGUCGGUGCCGAGGGCGCGGCUGGGGCGCGCGGCCCGGCGCCUCCGAGGAGCCCCGGCGCCCGUGCAUGAGCACGCGAGGGUCCCGCGGCCCCGCAGCGGCCCGGGCGGCAGCAGGCGCGCGCGCAGCGGAGCCGGGCGCCGGGCGGCGGCGGCCGGGGGCGCACGGUGCCGGGACCAGCUCGCCGCGCCCCAUGGGGAGCCGGCGGCCGCGGCGCUGCUGAGGCGGGCCCGGCGGGCCAGGCGCGGGGCCGGGGCCCGGGCUGCUGCAGCCCCCUCUGCGGCUGCCGGGCCGGCCCGGGCGCCCGCGCACUGGGGGGCGGGGGGUGGGGGCGGCCGCCGAGCGCCGACGCAGGGGCCCGGGCCGAGGGCGCGGCGGGGCUGCGCGCGCGCUGGGGCGCGUGGAGGGGCGCGGAGAGCGACAUGAGUCUGGUGGGGGGCUUCCCCCACCACCCGGUGGUGCACCAUGAGGGCUACCCCUUCGCCGCCGCUGCGGCCGCGGCCGCUGCGGCCGCCGCCAGCCGCUGCAGCCACGAGGAGAACCCCUACUUCCACGGCUGGCUCAUCGGCCACCCGGAGAUGUCGCCCCCAGAUUACAGCAUGGCCCUGUCCUACAGCCCCGAGUACGCCAGCGGCGCCGCGGGCCUGGACCACUCCCAUUACGGGGGGGUGCCGCCGGGCGCCGGGCCCCCUGGCCUGGGGGGGCCGCGGCCGGUGAAGCGCCGGGGCACCGCCAACCGCAAGGAGCGGCGCAGGACUCAGAGCAUCAACAGCGCCUUUGCCGAGCUCCGAGAGUGCAUCCCCAACGUGCCCGCCGACACCAAGCUCUCCAAGAUCAAGACGCUGCGCCUGGCCACCAGCUACAUCGCCUACCUCAUGGACCUGCUGGCCAAGGACGACCAGAACGGCGAGGCAGAGGCCUUCAAGGCGGAGAUCAAGAAGACAGACGUGAAAGAAGAGAAGCGGAAGAAGGAACUGAACGAAAUCUUGAAAAGCACAGUGAGCAGCAACGACAAGAAAAGCAAAGGCCGAACGGGCUGGCCGCAGCACGUCUGGGCCCUGGAGCUCAAGCAGUGAGGAAGCGGAGUGACCGCGAGCGAGCUGGGACCCUGGAGGCCGCCUGCAGACCCAGGACUCGGGAAAGCUCUCUGCGCGCGCUCCGAGGACUUCUCGCAGUGGGAAUCAUCCGGUUUAUUUAUGUGCAAUUUGCCUCCCCUCUCUUUGCUCCCCUCCGAGGCAUCCGCUCCCCACCUCCCCCUCCAAAAAAAAAGUGGAUAUUUGAAGAAAAGCAUUCCAUAUUUUAAUAUGAAGAGGACACUCCCAUGUGGUAAGGGAUCCCGUCGUGUCGUAGAUUCUGUGUGUGAAUGUGCCCUCCUGGCUGUGUAGACACCAGCGUGGCCUCCUCCCUAACCCACCCCCCAACCCCUCCCAGAUAAAGACAGCGGACAGUAGUGUGUAUGUGAAGUGAAUCCUUAAUGCUUGGCCUUUGGAUAUAAAUAUUCCUGGGGAUUAUAAAGUUUUAUUUCAAAGCAGAAAAUGGGGCCGCUAACAUUUCUGUGGGGAUCGGUAUCUAGUGCUGUUUCCUCUGUGAUCCUUCCCUGUUCAAAAAUGUUACCAACAGCUACUUGUUUUGUGCACUUGCGUCCUCUAAAACUAAGUGGAAUUUAAUUAAUAUUGAAGGUGUAAACGUUGUAAGUAUUCAAUAAACCACUGUGUGUUUUUUUUUUACAAAAACCCCAAUCUUUUCAUGGUGGAUACCUCAAAAGAGUUUGAAAACAAAACUGUUAUGCUUGUUUUCAUAAUAUUUAAAGUAUUCAGAAGUAAACUAAAUUAUCACGAUUGCCUCUAACUUUAUUUGAAACAGUCAGUGGCUACCUUCCAGCAUCAAUGUGAGCUCCCCACCGGGCAGGGCGAGAAGGACCCCUUAAAGAGAAGUGUCCUUGAAGAAAAUUCUGCAGAAGGGUGUCGGUUGCUCCAAGGUCCUGUCUCCCUCCCGCUCACCCCAGUCCCAGGGGGAAAUGCUGAGUGGUCUCUGGAAGGACUGGCCUGGCACAGGCCUCUGCGGUUUGCUCAGAAGAAGGUGGGAACUGGCCUUGCUUUGCUGAAAUCCACUACAUGCCCUUCAGUGGGGGCUUCCACUUUUGUUUGGGAGGCUGUUUUCCGUGGAGGAGGUGUGUUGUGUGUUGUGUGCUGGGGCCAGGCACCCCAGACGUGACUGCAGCUGCAGGAGCUAGUCUGGAGCUUGUGGUUCCAAACAAGAGGCUUUCAUCCGGGCGAGGAAGGAGCACAAGAGGAGGGUUUGCUUGUAAUCUCGAUCCAGCCGAUUUUCAGCUGAGCAGGUCAGGGAGGAGGUGGGCCUUCGGGAAAAUUCCCUGAUUAGGUAACAAGGAAUUUUACGUCAAGUAAGAAAUCGCGAACAAGUCCAUGGAUUUAAGGUGGGGGGUGAGAGGGAGGCUAGAUUUACAAGGCGCUACAGGGAACUUAAUAUUAACUGUGCCGGGUCUGGAGUCUUGCGGGCCGCAGGCCAGGCCAGCCCAGCAAGCU
Talpa occidentalis (Iberian mole) is the source of this 3025-nucleotide messenger RNA. RefSeq names its product heart and neural crest derivatives expressed 2 (gene HAND2). The record is from RefSeq and is a predicted model, not a curated record. Gene Ontology annotation, biological process: regulation of transcription by RNA polymerase II; heart development. Gene Ontology annotation, molecular function: protein dimerization activity; DNA-binding transcription factor activity, RNA polymerase II-specific; RNA polymerase II transcription regulatory region sequence-specific DNA binding. Bases 905 to 1558 code for a protein of 217 amino acids. The transcript has 2 exons. Lineage: Eukaryota; Metazoa; Chordata; Mammalia; Eulipotyphla; Talpidae.